AUGUCAAUUCAAUCACCUAUCAUAGAAUCUCCACAUACGGUAGAUAUCCCGAUUAGCGAUAUCCCAUCAUGGGUGUUCACUGCGGAGACCAGCGCGGCCCGCAUCAUGCCCCGAUACUUCGACGCGGAGAAUCCUAAGCAAUGCUACACUCUUGCUGACGCUGAAAUAUACGUCAAACGGAUCGCCUGUGGUCUUCAGGCUUUGGGUUUGCAGCCAGAUGACAAAGUGAUGCUUUGUUCUCCCAAUCACCUCUUUAUUCCAGUUCUUCUGUGGGGCGUAUUAGCUGCUCGAUGCGUGUUUACCGCCGUAUCGCCAACCGCAUCUAAAAAUGAGCUUCAAUACCAAUUGAAAAGUUCAGAUGCGAAGGUGCUACUGGUUCACCCUUCGAAAGCUGCAUUGGCUCUGGAAGUUGCCCAAAGUGUGGGCCUGCCACCAGGUUCCAUAUUUCUCUUUAUGAACCCGAAUGAAAGGCUCGGCGAGGCAACUCGUGCAUUGAAGCCCUGGAUGGACUUUUGGAUCUCCGUAGAUAAGGCGAAAGUGUGGCAAUGGCAUCGGAUCAGAAAUAUCGAAGAAGCUAAAAGGACCACUGCAAUUAUCAACUACUCCAGUGGGACAACCGGAACUCCAAAAGGAGUUGAGCUAUCGCAUUACAACGUAAUUGCAAACAGCGUGCAAAUUAUCCACAAGAGAUCACUUGUCGCAAAUACAGCCCAAGGACGAGCGAGACGAGCUCGGAUUGAAAGCUCAGGAGAACGUUGGAUUGCUCCUUUACCCAUGUAUCAUGCAUUUGGGCAAAUCUGGUACUGUAUGAACGCAGCAAAGCUGGGUGCAAAGGUAUUCAUCAUGGCCAAGUUCGAUGUCACGGACUUUCUUCGAUACCUAGACAUCUAUCGCAUCACGUUCGCGACAAUGGUUCCUGUGAUCAUCAACUCGCUUAUCAAGUAUCCCCAUCCUGAAUCCUUCAAUCUGAAGGCUCUCGAGGGGGUUGUGUCGGGCUCUGCCCCUCUCAGUCCAGAGAUAGCACAAAAGUUGAAAACGCUAUAUCUGAGUGAGUAUGCUACCGUCAAGCAAGGAAUGGGUCUCACCGAGACAACCUGCUCUCUCUUUCAAUUUGCGCAGGAUGAUAUAGACGAUGGAAGGUCUAUUGGUUGGCUAAAUGCCAACUGUAAGGCUAAAAUCGUGCCGGUAGACGGCGAAGACUACAAAGAAACCGCGCCCGCAGAUGUAGCAGUGGGGGAAAUAUGGGUAUCCGGCCCAAACAUGAUGAAAUGUUACUAUCGCAACCCCGGAGCAACGGUAGCUGCUGUAACCUACGAAGAUGGCCAGGACUGGUUUAAGACUGGUGACAUCGGCUAUGCCGAUCACCGCGGCAGAUUCUAUGUUGUGGAUAGGAUGAAGGAAUUGCUGAAAGUCAAAGGCCUCCAAGUAUCGCCUGCCGAGCUUGAGAUUGCUUUGCUACAACAUCCAGACGUAACCGAUGCUGGUGUGGUUGGAGCAAAAAUAAACGGGGGAGAAUACCCACGAGCUUUUGUGGUUCGAAAACAGGGUAAGAUCAAUGAACAUGAGAUCCAGGAGUUGAUCAAGUCCCGUUUUGCCCCUCAUAAAUGGCUCACUGGAGGGGUGUUCUUCAUUAAUAAGAUCCCCCGUACACCCAGUGGGAAGAUAAUGCGACGGUGUCUACCAAAGAUCGAUACAAAGGGGAGCAAGCUUUAG
Molecule: messenger RNA, 1713 nt
Organism: Penicillium cosmopolitanum
Lineage: Eukaryota; Fungi; Ascomycota; Eurotiomycetes; Eurotiales; Aspergillaceae
Exons: 6
Coding region: 1-1713 (570 amino acids)
Biological process (GO): secondary metabolic process
Molecular function (GO): CoA-ligase activity
Source: RefSeq, a predicted model, not a curated record